Cooperia oncophora is the source of this 783-nucleotide messenger RNA. The record is from the annotation of a GenBank genome assembly. Lineage: Eukaryota; Metazoa; Nematoda; Chromadorea; Rhabditida; Trichostrongylidae.
AUGCAAAAUGUUCUCAUAAUGUUGCUAAUUCUCGCCAUUUACGACGAGCAGUCGCCAAACGGCAGCGACGCCACGGACGGUUGUACGGUGACGACACCACGGGGUCCAGUGGUGGGACGUGUUCGUGACAGCGUCGUGGAAAUUGUCAGCUUGGACAAUCCGCCCAGCAACGGUUUGCGUGUUUCGUCAUCGAUGACUGAUAAUCACCGCAGCACAGCGGAAAGCAGCACGACGACGUUUGCAGUGGUUGGCAGCGGCGGCAGCAGCAGUGGCGUUAGUGACAAGGAGCGACUCGCUCAACCAGUGCGUUCUUCACUGCGUUCCGACGGUUCGACACCGUCACGACAUCGUGUGACAAUGAGUCCUGAAGUCGAAAAGAAACUGGCGUCGUCCGCUGAGAAGGACACCCGACUGAGUCGCGGAUCGGCGAGGAAAUCGCGUUUGACGGAUAGUUUCUUCGAUGCGAAGGAGCGGCUGGAAGAUGCUCGUGAAGCGAGUCAUGCGUCGCCAAUGGCAACACAACGGAGUCGACAACGGGCUUAUCUUAAAACCGGCUUUGGAUCCAGAAAAUACUCCAUCGUUGACGUGGCCGUUUCCACCAGUCCUUCAUGUAUUUCGUCAGACGAUCCGUUCACAAGAAGUCAGCCUGGCACGUCAUCGCUGCAAAAUCGACCGAUCUUAUCAGCACUUCAGCAAGCGAACACUGUUCAUAUCGGUCAUACGAGAGUGGUAGAGCUGAAGAAAAGUAGUAAGGGAAUUUCUCGACCUAUUCUCUUUUUUUAA